GAGUGUGUGAGUCUCUGUGGUGUGCAGGAGCUGCAGAGCUCGUUCAGUCAGAUCUGCCUCCAGGAGCCGCGCUCGGUGCUGGAGCUGCUGCUGCAGUCGGAUCAGCCCGAGCGCUUCAGGAAGGCUCAGGCCUUCAUCCGGGCCCAGGGCCUCUCCACAGACACGGUGGCCGAGCUGGUCUCCUCCGCCGUGGCCCAGGCGCUGCUGGCCUCCGCCCACGACCUCCACCCGGAGAAGCAGGUAUUCCGGCCGUCGGAGGGGCGGGACUCGCUGCUUCAGCUGAUCAAACUAUGUGAUGACCCGAAUCUGGUGGGAAUCAAACUGCUGGAAAACGUCAACGUGGUUCCACUGAGAGACCUGAGCUGCAUCGUGGAUCUGCUGAUCGCUGCUCACGACUGUUUCAGUCUCACCUGUAACAUGGAGGGAAUCGUCCGGGUGCUGCAGGCCGCCCGUCACCUCAGCCACACCUACCUGGCCCCGGGGGAGCACUACGGCCUGCUGGUGCGUCUGCUGACAGGCAUCGGCAGAUAUGAUGAGAUGACGUACGUCUUCGACCUGCUGCAUCAGAACCAUCGCUUCGAGAUGCUGCUGAGGAAGAAGGUGGACAUGGAACGAGGACAGAGCUCCAGUCUGAAGACGGCUCUGCUGGACUACAUCAGGCGCUGCCUCCCUGCAGACAGCGAGAAGCACAACAUGGUGGCGCUGUGCUUCAGCAUGAGGAGGGAGAUCGGAGAGAACCACGAGAUGGCUGCCAGGACGCAGCUGAAGAUCAUCGAGUCUCAGGAGUGGGUCGUCACGCCGGAUCUGAAGAGCUCAUUGGUCAAAGUGUUGGGUCUGUUGAAGGACGCAGCUGAGAGCUUCUCCAAGGACUCGUGUGUGCGUCAGGCGACUCGCUGUGUCCUCACAGCUAAGCUAGUCGCUCUUCAGCUCCACUUCCUGAACCAGGGCUCAGACGUACGUGUCAUCAACCUGCGUCCUGCGGUGCUGCUGAACACGCUCGUCCAGCUGCCGCGAUGCUACCAGGUGUUUGUGGUGUCGGAGGCGUACGGCGUCAGUCCCGACUGGGCCGAGGUUCUGUUCCAGAAGGUGAUUCUGAAAGGAGACUUCGUUUACCUGGAGGAGCUGAAACGCCACCGCCCGCUGACCUCCAGCCUGUUCGAGGACAUUUUCAAGAAACUGGACGGCGCUCCCAGCAGCGUCACUGUGCACGUGAAGCGCCUGCUGACGCACUGCGAGGACGUGUACAGCCGCUACAGACUGGCCUACCAGCAGAAACUGGACCACGUCACCAAAACCAUGCUGCAGGACGCAACUUGGAAUCAGAGCGAUCGUCCUAUUUGA
This is a messenger RNA of Platichthys flesus (European flounder), 1341 nucleotides long. RefSeq names its product spatacsin-like. Bases 418 to 1341 code for a protein of 307 amino acids. Gene Ontology annotation, cellular component: dendrite; cytoplasm; synapse. Gene Ontology annotation, biological process: synaptic vesicle transport; chemical synaptic transmission; axo-dendritic transport. Lineage: Eukaryota; Metazoa; Chordata; Actinopteri; Pleuronectiformes; Pleuronectidae. The record is from RefSeq and is a predicted model, not a curated record. The transcript has 9 exons.